Pyrgilauda ruficollis (rufous-necked snowfinch) is the source of this 1675-nucleotide messenger RNA. It is a transcript of the gene TCIM, whose product is annotated as transcriptional and immune response regulator. Gene Ontology annotation, biological process: endothelial cell activation involved in immune response; negative regulation of Notch signaling pathway. Gene Ontology annotation, cellular component: nucleus; cytosol. The record is from RefSeq and is a predicted model, not a curated record. NCBI's taxonomy places the organism in Eukaryota, Metazoa, Chordata, Aves, Passeriformes, Passeridae. Bases 62 to 382 code for a protein of 106 amino acids. Gene Ontology annotation, molecular function: Notch binding. The transcript has a single exon.
GCCGGCACAGCACGCCUUCCUCCGCCUGGAGCCCGGGGCAGAGCCGGCAGAGCCCACGUCGAUGAAAGCAAAGACAGGCUCCAGCAGCGCAGCCAUGUCCACAUCCCUGCGAGUGAGCCCCUCGGUCCACGGCUACCGCUUCGACACGGCGCUGCGCAAGAAAGCCGCGGCCAACAUCUUCGAGAGCAUCAACGAGGCGUCCCUGCAGAAACUCUUCAAAAACUCCGGGGACAAGAAGGCGGAGGAGAGAGCCAAGAUAAUCCUCGCCACCGACCAGGACAUGGAGGAAAAAACGAGAGCGCUGAUGGCACUAAAGCAGAGGAGAAAAGACAAACUGCUGCAGUUCCUGACGUUUCGGAAAUACUCCCUUAAAGUUCGCUGAGCUGGCGGAGGCAGCAGAAAUGGAGAACGUUUUGUGGCGGGGCUGUUUGAGACCUCCUGCCACACUCGGCAUGCUCUGCUGCCCCGUGGGCCUGGGGACCUGACAGCCCAAGCAGGGGGCUUCGGCCCCGCCGCAAAGCUCGAGCCACGGCGGCAUCGCUGCGGGCAGCAGGCGGUGCCCACGGCAGCCUGGUGUGCCCAGCAGCACUGGUGUGCCCAGCAGCACUGGUGUGACCAGCACUGGUGUGCCCAGCAACACUGGUGUGACCAGCAGCACCAGUGCCCAUGGCACAUCAGUGUGGACAGCAGCAUUAGUGCCCAUGGCACAUCCAUGUGGACAGCAGAAUCAGUGCCCGUGGCACAUCCGUGUGCCCAUGACAGCACUGGUGUGCCCAGCAGCAUCAGUGCCCAUGGCACAUCAGUGUGGACAGCAGCACCAGUGCCCAUGGCACAUCCAUGUGGACAGCAGCAUCGGUGCCCAUGGCACAUCCAAGUGCCCAGCAGCAUCGGUGCCCAUGGCACAUCAGUGUGGACAGCAGCAUUAGUGCCCAUGGCACAUCCAUGUGGACAGCAGCAUCGGUGCCCAUGGCACAUCCAAGUGCCCAGCAGCAUCGGUGCCCAUGGCACAUCCAAGUGCCCAGCAGCAUCAGUGCCCAUGGCACACCGUUGUGGCCAGCCUGGUGGCCAGAGGCUGGCAGAAAGAAAGCAGCUCCCAGCCCGAGGCAGAGCUCCUCCGAGCUGGAGGGGAGCCCACACACCCGGGUGUGACUCGGGACCUCCUUGGUGCUCACAGACUUGGCCUGGGUGCUUUGCCUCUUCAGCCUCGUUUCCCUAAAGCCUGAGCCCGUGCAGAGGUGGUGCUGUGGCUGGUGGGGGGCUCUGCAGACCGCUCAGCUGCUGCUCAGGGUCACUUUGCAUCUGCCAAAUGCACCCAAAGGCAGCAGUGGUGCAGUGAGCUCAGCCACCUGGGAAGGCGUUUGCUCCAGAGACACUCUGCACAGCUGUGCCUUUCCUUGCCGAGCUGUAUGUGUGCAGGAAAAGUCGUUUGCACAGAAGCAAUAAUAAUGACAGAUUACCCUGAAUUUACUGUGAAGUUCCCUAAUAUUAUGUUCACUUACCACUAACACUAAAAAUCUAAAUAUAAUAACUGCAGUUCUUCUCUGUGUAGGUUACAGUCACUAUUAGAUGAGUACUUACUUCAUGGCAAAAUUUUAUGACAAUGUUGUUGUUAUAUUGGAUAUAAUUUAUUGCAUACACUGAUGUGAAAACUAAUAAAUUAUGAAGUAAAUCUAAA